Messenger RNA from Porites evermanni, 4396 nucleotides. NCBI's taxonomy places the organism in Eukaryota, Metazoa, Cnidaria, Anthozoa, Scleractinia, Poritidae. The record is from the annotation of a GenBank genome assembly.
AUGGAGCAGGACUUAAUGGCGAAGCACUUCGACGAACUGAGGAAAAGGUUUGCUUUAUUUUUUGGCUUUCAUCAAGCAACGUUUACAAGGGAUAAUAGCAUUCACCUCUUUCAUUUGCAAUCUUAUUAUUGAAAUGAUAACUUAUUUAGGGUUUUAUAUCUGUAAUCCCCCGUAUCAUUGUCACACAUGCUGACGACAAGAACGGAUUCAGUCCAGUUUUACAUUUUUAAGUCGAAGCGUUUCAUCGCCGACUAGUUUUAAGUAGGUAAAUGCAUGAAAUAUACAUUGCACUACUUGAAAAUCCUAUGUAUGGUCUUUUGCACUCCGAAUUUUGAAAACAAAUGAUGUAUUUAAAAUAGUUCUUAAACGUAAUAAUUUUCGGUUUUUUGUUAUCGUGGAGGCGUCAUAGCUCGUCAUCCAAUAUUAUUUUCUAUUUUGAUUCUAUUUGCUGGAACUGUCAAACACUGAAUUGAAGUCUAUCUUUACAGUACGAUGAAGAAAACUGGCUCUGGGAAGUCGUCCCACGGAAGAGCAUUUACAUCACAAUAACGCCGUAUUGGUAUAAUCUGCAUCUUGAAUACAGUGUCUUUAAUUUAGUUUUUUCUUCCGUUUUAUGUUCUUCAGUGAAAGAAAAAUAUGUUCAGAGAUUUAUAUCAAGAGCAGAGAAUACUUUAUUGAUUAUAGUCUUUUUUUUAUUGUGAAAACACGGCGUAACGCUAUGAGGAAACAAAGUCUGUGACCCGUAUCAAAUGUUGGACAUGAUUUUUCUAGCAAACGAGAUAUUUCAAAAUUAAUUAAAUUGCUCGAAUUUUAGGAGAAUUUAAAAUAGCCCUGUCCGCGCUUUGUUUGCACUUUCGGUAAAGUUCGUACAACAAAACAAACACAAAACCGAAAAGGGCAGCUGGGAAGGCAGAUAGGUUCUUUCUAGUUUUCUGCCUAUUUCGAUAAAAGCGUUGUCUGGCUAGUGCCUAGGCGUCGAAUUUCCCGCGCGCGGCCGACGAAUUUCAAGCUUGUCUGCGCCAUGUAAUUCCAUACGGGGACUUGACUAAGUUUUCUAGAUCAUACCCUGUAGAUAUCUUUUUUACUUUUAUAAACCUAGCGAUCAAUAUCACGUUUUCCCAAGGUUAAGGUUUUCCUCUCGUUUUAAGGUGCAGGUUUUGAGAGCGUUCGUAUUUACGCGAUUUUCGAGUCUGUUCACUUGUCUAAUUUAAAUCGGUUUGUGUUGUCACCACCUUUUUGAAGUGAAGCAAUGUUUUUUGUUCAUCGUCAGGCUAAGUUUUCACUAACAGCUAACAGCUAUCAUUAUGUAGUCAGUCGAGUGUGACUUCUACAAACUUUAUGAUAUAGUUCUUAUGGCUCGGCUGUUGUUAAGUUGAAAGCGAAUUGUUGACUGUAAUGAAGAACGAAGACGAUUCCGUGUUGUGAAAAGUGUGAAACAGUACCGCUUAGGUCAGUGUUAAAAGGGAAAAAUCAAGUUUAGAAUUGUGGCGGAAACAUUUAGCCAAGAAAAUGUUUUUAAUAGUGACAGCUAAGGAUUAAAGUGAUUUUCAUUCUCCCCCAAAAAUAUAGAUUAUUGUUCCUUUUAAGGUUUUUAAAAAAUUUCUAACGAUCGUUCUCCUCGUCAUUUCACAUGUAAUACCCCAGUGGGUAAGUGUUGUUUUUGUCAUUGGCCACUCAGCUGGCUCUGUCUGAGUUCUAUUCAUCCAGUUCAAUUUGGCUGAGGUAAAAUUGUUUGCUAGAGUAAAGAAUCCUGCGUUAGUAAUUUGGCCUAAAAUAGGUAACAUAGUUUCCUGCACAGAGUAAGCACGUAUAAGUUUGUUUGAACGAAGCCGGAAUUCUCUGCACCAUUAAACACAGCAGUCGUUUGACAUUUUAACUUUUAAAUUGGCUUAACGUUUGGUCAUGAAAAGAUCCGGUCACUUUUAACUCACCGAGGUAGAGGCCAAAAAUUUGGCAAAUUAUCAUAAACAGUAUUUCAUUUCGAAAAAAAUUGAACAUCCGAAGAAGCCGACGGGGCUAAUGUCGUGCUAGUUUUAUGGUAAUGGCGAAAUGACAAUAUUUAUGCGUUUAUUGAGGGAAAAAAGUUCCAGAUGUUUCGAUUUUUCUUUAUUAAAAUUUUAGCUGCAUCACGCGCUCUGUAGAAACAAGUUGAUUUUCCCAAAAAAUCGUCUUUUUUCGCCGCCAGACGCGGUUAGCAGAAAUGCCGGAAAGUAGUAAGUUUAUACAUCGAGAAUAUUUUUUUCUGCUUUUUGCGCUAAGCUUUCAUCUUACCGCAGCACAGUCUAAACAGAAGCUGCAAUCACGUGUAUGAAACUGUAGAAAACGUGUAAAUCAUGCGUUCUUAUGAAAUUAAGGACAGCGAAGACGCGCUAAGAGGAUAAAAACUAAUAUCGGUUGUUAUAACGUGUAUGCAGAAAACGUCUUUUUACUCCGAAAAUACCAACUGAUUGAUAUCGGUUUUGCGGUAGAUGUCAAGGGAUGUUUUAAUCUGGAAAAGACUGUGGUAUUACAAAUUUAAAAAUCUUAAUGUACAAAUUAGUUAUCAAACUGCAUAAGUUAUUCUUUUGUAGUCAUGUGAUUAAGGUGCAUCUUCGAACGAGUGGGGGGGGGGGGGCGGGAAACCGGGCAGGCCCAACCCAGGCAAAUGGGACCAGGGGGGGAAACCCUAACCGCCUUAAAUCAUCAGGCGACAAAAGGCAGGGAAAUAAAAAACAACCUAACUGUUAAAGUAAGCAAAAAGGGGAAAAAACAAGGCGGGAAAAAAAAAUUAGGCCAAAACAAAACCAACAAACUCCCCCACCCUGGUUUGGGGGGAAGUGUAAAGGGAUUUUUUAAUUUGGAAAAUACUGGUGAAUUAAAAAAUUAAAAAUUUUUAUUUAAAAAUUAUUUUUCAAACUGAAAAAUUUUUUUUUUUGUAGGCAUGGUAUUAAGGUGCAUUUUCGAAGGGGGGGGGGGGGGGGGGCAGGGAAUCUGGCAGAGCCAACCCAUGCUAAUGUGUACAUGGUCGGAAACUCUCAACUGCUUUAAUCAUGCAGCAGACAAAAACAAGGGAUAUAAAAAACAGCGUACUGUUUACAGUAGCAAAAAGGGGAACAACACUAGCGUGCAAAAAAAUAUUAGAUAAAACACAAACUACCAACUCUCCCAACUCGGUGUGGCCUGUACCCUACGCAUGCGCACAGCCAUAUCAUCCACAGUGAUAGCCAUGGAUAGCUGUUUCGCCCUUAUUAGGACUUAUCGGCAUGGCAUAGCCGUCAGACUCCCGUGUUCACGGGUGUGUUUUCGCCCUGAAUUUGGUGUUGUUAGAAAAUAUUACCCAUCUUAAACUGAGCAUGGGCUAGGCGUUAACUUCGUGGUAUGACACUCGCGGGUAUAAAUUAUUUGCCUUUUUGAAGGAUAGAAACGUUGUGUAACUAUCUUGCCUUCCUUCAAGUCUGCUAUAUAAACAUUCUUGGAUGAAAUGAGCCACGUAUAAGGUUUAGAAAAGUAACCUUAACCGACGGCGGCGACAGCGGAGAAAUCGCCGCUUUAAAAGUUAAUUCGCGGUCUUUCAAUCUUCAUCGCGAUUAUUACAAAUCACUUACUUUGUCAAAUUUUGGCGAUCUCUCCAAGAGUUGAAUUUCCAGAACUAUAUUCAGUUUUAGUAAGAGAAAGAAAGUUUCCUCCAGGCUUGUUUACGUCCUCCAUUAAACGUGAAAUUAGGCAUUUUCACGUCGUAUUCGUACAGCGACGACAAAGAAAUGUACAAAAAUUGUGCUGCACGUGCGAAGUUGUUGUUUCGCUAGUUAAACCUCUUACUUUUUUGACGGUCUGCUGUUGUAAGGUGUAAUGUGUUUUAAUUUUCCCUUCCAUUUACAGCCUUUCCAGUGACAGCGAACGGAUAUUAACCAAUCUACUCAGCUCGCCGGCGUACUCUUCAGAUUUCUUUAAGAUGGAUGAGGAGAGAUCUAGCCAGCCUGUGAGGAGAGUAGGGGAAACAGUGCGUAUAGCGUGCUUAGACAUCGGCUCUUACCGCCCACAGGACAUGGUAUGGCAGGUUGAAGACGAGCACGUAUUGGUACAAGGAAAGCGCGCCCAGAGGGUUGAUAAAGGCGUCGAAGGAGCAAAAUUUUCAAGAGCUAUUCCUAUCCCAGAUGGAGUGGACCCGAAGCGAAUAUCAACAAGAUUUAACGACAUAGACGGACAAUAUAUCAUUGAGGGAGUGAAAUUUGAAAAGGAACAACGUACGCCGAAAAGGAAGACUAGUUGUGAGGUUUUUAAUGAGGCGAAAAUGACGUUGACAAUCGAUUUAGGAAACUCCAGGGCACAGAAACUGGUUCAUAACGAUUUGAGUAUGAACCACUUGACAGGAAACAGGCGCGUCUUUGACCCUGAAACGGAUAAAAUUGUAAUUUAG